UACAAUUUCUAGGAUUAAGCUGUAAAAUCUCGCUAAUAGUAUUACUAGUAACGAACAAUGGUAAUGUGAGCGCAAGCCGAUCCAAUGCCUGGAAUGGACAAAUGGGCAAGUCAGUUCAGUAUCAUUCGCAAGAUUCCAUGAGUGGUUCUUAUCAAUAUGGAUAUACCGGACCUCAUCAUGCCAAGUCCGAGUCGAACGUUGACGGUAUUACACGAGGAGGCUACUCUUACAUCGAUGCGAACGGUUUGAUGCAAUCAGUCUCCUACACGGCAGACGCAGAAAAUGGCUUUCGCGUUCAAGCCAGCAAUUUGCCCAGAUCUAGGACAUUAAUACCGGCACAGGAUACGCCAGAGGUCGCCCUUGCCAAAAAUCGUCAUUUGGCGAUGUUCCAGAGACAAUCUGACGAUCGACAAACUUCGGACUCGUCUCAGCUCGAGCAACCCCAGUACCGCGGUCAGCAGCAUUAUCAAUAUCAAAGUGAAGAUCAGCAACAAUUAGGGGGUGAUUUAAGUUCCAAUACAAAAACGGGAAAGUCCCAUUUGUUAAGCAAUGAGGAAACUCGUGGUGUCCCCAUGAUUCGAUCCACUGGCACCUUUGUUCUGCAAUCUCCAGGCAGCGGGGCGAUUUUAUUACCUGGAUACGCGAGUCAUCAACAUCACAAUUACGUUAUGCCCGGUGUUUAUACAGCUGUGCCUCUAUCACUGUUACACACAUCAGCAAGUCACAGUCAAGACUCGCUCGGACAAUACCAAUACAGUUAUACCGGUGAUACUAGUGCCAAGACCGAGUCGCGCUCACUUGAUGGGACAACCAGAGGAGCUUACAGCUACAUUGAUGCUAAUGGAUUAUUGCAGCAAGUCCACUACAUUGCUGACAGAGAUGGAUUUCGUGUAUUAGCUACAAAUAUACCAGAAGCCUGAGCUUUGUCGGACAAGCACUAACAUCCUCCCCACUAUCGAACUUAAAUGUAAAUCCAAAUAAGCAUCUAGUAGGUUGCUAAGAUUGAUGCAUUAGAGUUAAUUCGCAAAUUACUCAUAUUAUAAAUCA
This is a messenger RNA of Ceratosolen solmsi marchali, 1047 nucleotides long. RefSeq lists its product as uncharacterized. Lineage: Eukaryota; Metazoa; Arthropoda; Insecta; Hymenoptera; Agaonidae. Bases 102 to 920 code for a protein of 272 amino acids. The record is from RefSeq and is a predicted model, not a curated record. Gene Ontology annotation, cellular component: chitin-based extracellular matrix. The transcript is spliced from 2 exons. Gene Ontology annotation, molecular function: structural constituent of chitin-based larval cuticle.